This is a messenger RNA of Helianthus annuus (common sunflower), 2525 nucleotides long. RefSeq names its product probable cyclic nucleotide-gated ion channel 5. The coding region runs from base 193 to 2358 and encodes 721 amino acids. The transcript is spliced from 8 exons. Lineage: Eukaryota; Viridiplantae; Streptophyta; Magnoliopsida; Asterales; Asteraceae. Gene Ontology annotation, cellular component: membrane. Gene Ontology annotation, biological process: transmembrane transport; monoatomic ion transport. The record is from RefSeq and is a predicted model, not a curated record. Gene Ontology annotation, molecular function: protein binding; monoatomic ion channel activity.
CAAAAGAAACAUCUUUGACCAUUUCUCUCCUACUUUCGUUCGACAAUUUCGUCCCUUUGUUAAGAAAGAAAGCUGUCUUCAUAAUUAUCUCCGAAUUUCACUCUUCCCGAUGAUGUUUUAAUUUGAUGAACCUUGCUUCUUUGUUCACUGUAAGCCAAGUGUUCAGCUCGGAUUUCUGUGUUAGACUGCGAUAUGUUUGGCCAGAAAGACAAGUUUGUGAGGUUGGAUGAUUUGGAUUCAAGAUUAUCAUCACCCUCUUCUUCAGUUGCUAUAAACAAAUGUGGAUUCGACGGAUUAACCCGUCCAAGACACGCAACCGCUAUUCCCACAAGGUCGUUCAAAAACGGAAUCCGAAAAGGAUCGGAAGGACUUAAAUCAAUCGGUCGAUCACUCGGAUUCGGGGUUUCUCAUGCGGUUUUCCCUGAAGAUCUAAAAGUUUCCGAGAAAAAGAUCUUAGACCCUCAAAAUAAAUUCCUUCUUACAUGGAACCGAUUCUUUGUUCUCUCGUGUAUUCUCGCUGUAUCCAUUGAUCCGUUGUUUUUCUAUCUCCCGGUUUUCGAUAAAACGAAAACUUGCCUUGGUAUAGAUCGAAAGCUGGCCAUUAUUGCUACAACGUUGAGAACUAUUGUUGAUGCGUUUUAUCUCUUUCACAUGGCUCUUGAGUUCAGAACCGCUUAUAUAGCUCCAUCGUCGCGUGUGUUUGGACGUGGUGAACUCGUUAUAGAUCCCGGACAAAUAGCAAAGAGAUACUUGCGUUGGUAUUUCAUCAUCGAUUUUCUUUCUGUGCUCCCCCUGCCGCAGAUUGUUAUCUGGAGAUAUAUGCGGAGGUCUACGGGUUCAGACGUACUGGCUACAAAGGAAGCCUUACUUUAUAUCGUGUUGAUUCAAUAUAUCCCCAGAUUUGCCCGAAUCGUGCCUUUGACUUCAGAACUGAAAAGGACCGCUGGUGUACUUGCUGAAACUGCGUGGGCCGGGGCUGCUUAUUAUUUGUUGCUCUACAUGCUUGCCAGUCAUAUAGUUGGGGCCUUCUGGUAUUUGUUGUCUGUAGAGCGUAACGAUACAUGCUGGAAGAAAGCUUGUGAACACAAGAAUAUUAAUUCAGAUUUAUUGUAUUGCGGAAAUGAGCACAUGCAAGGUUAUAGCGACUGGAUCAGUAACAGUACCAAUGUUUUAAACGAGGCUUGCUCUCCAGACGGCGAUAAACCGCCAUUUGAUUUUGGAAUUUUCACACAGGCUUUGUCAUCGGGCAUUGUGUUCUCCACACAAUUCGUUCAAAAGUACUGCUACUGCUUGUGGUGGGGCCUGCAAAAUUUGAGUACUUUAGGACAGGGGCUCGAAACCAGCACUUAUCCUGGAGAGACUAUAUUUUCAAUCGCGCUAGCCAUAUCGGGGCUCAUUCUAUUUGCUCUGUUGAUUGGCAACAUGCAGACCUACCUUCAAUCUCUUACCAUCCGGCUUGAAGAGAUGAGAGUUAAGAGGCGCGACUCAGAGCAGUGGAUGCAUCAUCGGUUACUUCCCGAGGAUCUUCAGGAGCGCGUUAGACGCUACGAUCAGUAUAAGUGGUUAGAAACUCGAGGUGUCGAUGAGGAGAAUUUGGUUCACUCUCUACCUAAGGAUCUCAGACGGGACAUCAAGCGUCAUCUUUGUCUUGCUUUGGUCAAAAGGGUUCCUCUGUUUGAGAACAUGGAUGAACGGUUGCUAGACGCCAUUUGCGAACGGCUAAAACCGUGUUUAUACACAGACAGCAGCUACAUUGUUCGCGAAGGAGAUCCAGUUGAUGAAAUGCUUUUCAUCAUACGCGGCCGUCUCGAGAGUGUGACCACCGAUGGCGGCAGAAGCGGGUUUUUCAAUCGUAGUUUGUUAAAAGAAGGAGAUUUCUGCGGCGAGGAGCUUCUGACGUGGGCCCUCGAUCCCAAAUCGGGCGCUAAUCUUCCAUCAUCCACAAGAACCGUGAAGGCGUUAAGAGAAGUGGAAGCAUUUGCUCUACCAGCCGACGAGCUUAAAUUCGUCGCCAGUCAGUUCCGACGACUUCACAGUCGGCAGGUACAGCACACUUUCCGGUUUUAUUCGCAGCAGUGGCGGACGUGGGCGGCGUGUUUCAUUCAGGCGGCAUGGCGGAGAUAUUCCAAGAGGAAGAUACUGGAGCAGCGGCGGAAGGAGGAGGAAGAGGAGGCGGCACGCAACAGUAGUGCUAGCGGUGGAGGUCCUUCUUACAGCCUCGGGGCGACCUUUUUGGCUUCGAAGUUUGCGGCUAACGCGCUUCGUGGGGUCCAACGCAACCGGAACCUGAGGACUGCUAGGGAAUUGAUGAAAUUGCAAAAGCCUCCGGAGCCUGAUUUCACUGCUGAUGGUGAUUAGUUUUUGUGUAUUGUUUGUGCUUAUAAGAAGACACUGGGUAUAGACCUUAUAAAAUACUGAAUGUGGUUUGAUGAGAGGAUUUGAAAUUGUAACAUAGUUGCUGUAAAGAUGAUUGUAAACAAUAUUAUUAUUGUUAUUAUUAUUAAUUGUUAUUGUUUAUAUUGUUA